UUUUUCUCCACGGAUGCUGUGGACAAACAAUUACUGUUGCAGAGAAACCUACUCGCGAAUCUAGAGGUAGACUCUGCCUGGGUUGGAUGGAGUACGGACAGUCUCUGCGGUCUCCACCCAGGAGUAGCCGGCAAUGGGGAAAAAUCUACUCACCUUCCUCUCUGCCGCCGGCGUCGCGCUUUUAGCUAUCCUCCUCCUUCCCGCUCUCAACCCUUCUCGGAGUCUAUGGAAGUGGCGCCGGACUUCCGCGGACCUGGUGGUGAUGAACGCCACCAUCUACACCAGCGACCCGUCCUUUCCCUUCGCCGAAGCCAUGGCCAUCCGGAACGGCCGGAUUCUCCGAGUUGGAAACUAUUCUUCCGUUAAGGACCCAGUGGGUUAUGGAACUCGAGAAUUGAAUCUUAAUGGGAAGGUUGUGAUGCCAGGGUUUAUAGAUUCGCAUGUGCACUUCAUAUCUGGUGGUUUGCAGAUGGGCCGAGUGGAACUUCGAGGUGUCAAAAGCCAAGAUAGCUUUGCUAAAAAGGUCAAAGAAGCUGUGAAGGAUAAAGUUCCUGGUGAGUGGGUCUUAGGUGGAGGAUGGAAUAACGAUCUCUGGGGUGGAGAUUUACCUUGUACUUCUUGGAUAAAUGAUAUUUCAUCUAACAAUCCUGUUUGGCUUUCACGCAUGGAUGGUCAUAUGGGCCUGGCCAAUUCACUCGCUCUAAAGAUUGCUGGAAUCACUAAUGAUACUCAUGAUCCAGUUGGUGGAACCAUUGUGAAAACUAAUGAUGGAGAACCUACUGGCCUGUUGGUUGAUUCUGCAAUGAAACUUAUUCAAGCUGUGAUUCCUGAGGUCUCAAUCCUAGAGAGGAGAGAGGCCAUGGUCAGAGCAAGCAAGUAUGCACUGAUGAGGGGGGUGACAACAAUUAUCGACUUUGGAAGAUAUUUCCCUGGUGCCUCAGUUGAUCAUGUUUGGCAAGAUUUAUCAGAUGUUUACAAAUGGGCUGAUUCUGCUGGAAAAAUGCUGAUCAGAGUUUGCUUAUUCUUUCCUAUACAGACAUGGUCUCAAGUAGUUGAUCUUUUCCAAGAAAGGGGCAGAGAGUUGAGUCAAUGGAUAUAUUUGGGUGGUGUCAAAGCUUUUGCUGAUGGGUCUUUAGGUUCCAACAGUGCACUGUUCUAUGAGCCUUACGAGGAUGAUCCUGAUAAUUAUGGUUUGCAAGUAACAGAUAUAGACUGGCUUCUCAAUGCAACACUAGAAUCAGACAAAUCUAGAGUUCAGGUUGCAAUUCAUGCCAUUGGAGACAAAGCAAAUGACAUGGUGCUAGAUAUGUUUGAUUCAGUGGUAUCUUUUAAUGGAAUGAGAGAUCGCAGAUUUAGGAUUGAACAUGCCCAACAUCUGGCUCAAGGAACAACAACUCGUUUUGGUCAACAAAAGGUUAUUGCCUCUGUGCAGCCAGAUCAUCUCUUGUAUGAUGCUGAUUCUGCUGAAAAGAAGUUAGGGGCUUUCAGAGCACAAAAGAGUUCAUAUUUAUUUCGCUCUCUCUUAGCUGGUGAUGCGCUGUUGGCUUUUGGUUCUGAUUGGCCAGUGAGCAUUAAUAAUCGUUUUCUUGAUUUACAACUUUUGGUCUUUUUUUGCACUACCUAUAAUGCAUUAAUUGCUGUGGAAUUUUAUUUUAAUGAUAAGUUAUUUAUGCAGGUUGUUGAUAUUUAUCCAUUAGAAGGGAUCAAAACUGCAAUGUCUCGGGUGCCUCCUGGAUGGGACACUGCUUGGAUUCCAAGUGAGCGUAUUGCAUUGGAUGAUGCUCUAAAAGCGCACACCAUUUCAGCUGCUUAUGCCUGCUUCCUUGAUCAUGAUCUGGGUAGUUUAUCUGCCGGGAAAUAUGCGGAUUUUGUGGUACUGCCAGCCGAUUCAUGGGAUGAAUUUUCGAAUGAUUUACCAUCAUCUGUCCUAGCCACUUAUGUAAAUGGAGUGCAGGCCUACCCAUAAAAUAACCGAGCUCUGGAAGCGUGCACUAUGUGAUGCUGCAACUGUAAUUAUCUUUCAGUUUACAUAUAAAUAAUGGUAAAAUAUAAAUAUAGCAGCUUGCUGCUCCAUUGGACUGUUGCAGUUCCCUCUCAGUUGAGGGCUGUAUUUCAGGCUGAUACUAGUAGUUGUAUCUGCUCAAGGGCCAUUUCAUCGUACCAUACCAAAAAAAAAGUGCAUAUUCUUUUUAGUUAAUGAAAUGGACCAUUGCCAAAGAAGUUGAGUCAAUCAAUUAGAUAUUAAUAUACUAGUGGAAAAUCAAGGCAAUAUGUGCUAAAUUGGCCAUUCAGGUGAUCAAGCUAAUCGAUCUUGUAGAUUAGGUUAAGUCAUUACCAGUUUACUCAAUUGAUUGGUUCCAGCCAGCGGGUGUUGCAGCUUGGAUGGCAUCUUAGCAAGGAACUGUGUGUUUUAUUGUGCCAUUUUCAUUGUUGGCUUUCCAUCUUCUCCUUGUUUCUUUCUUUCUUUGUUUUUUUUUUUCCGGUGGUGGACGGAUGAAGAAAGUGUAAAUAAAGCAAAUAUCCUGAUGUCUCUAAGCCAAACAACAACUAUGAUAUUUAUUUAAAUAUUUUCUGAUAACUGUAAAUAUUGUCUUAUGUGUUGGUUAUAGUAUUGAUAUUAAAAGAAUUGAGCUGCUAAUUUAUUAUCGUAUAGGGGAUGACAUCUCAGGAUAUAUCAGUUCACAUGGGGUGAAGAAACGAGAGUUGAUAUUAUUAUCAUAGAGUUAAUACCAUUGUAUAUUGUGAUAGCCUAGCCCGAGUAACAAAUUUCAGCCCACAAAGUCCGAA
Messenger RNA from Elaeis guineensis (African oil palm), 2787 nucleotides. RefSeq names its product protein LONG AFTER FAR-RED 3. Gene Ontology annotation, molecular function: hydrolase activity, acting on carbon-nitrogen (but not peptide) bonds. The record is from RefSeq and is a predicted model, not a curated record. NCBI's taxonomy places the organism in Eukaryota, Viridiplantae, Streptophyta, Magnoliopsida, Arecales, Arecaceae.